Molecule: messenger RNA, 1444 nt
Organism: Rosa rugosa (rugosa rose)
Lineage: Eukaryota; Viridiplantae; Streptophyta; Magnoliopsida; Rosales; Rosaceae
Product: carboxylesterase 15-like
Exons: 1
Coding region: 182-1186 (334 amino acids)
Molecular function (GO): hydrolase activity
Source: RefSeq, a predicted model, not a curated record
UUGCUUUUGAUGAUUGCUUCCUGAGUCCAGAACGAGAUAGUGAUGGUGCUUGCCAGCUUCUACUAAUUAGUUCUUAAUGCAUAUAUUGAUUCGACCCAAGUCUAUAUAUGCUUAUCCUCUUUUAGUUCAGGGACACCAAGGCUGACAGAAAAGAUCGACUGAGUCGACAGUGUUAUCAACCAUGGUCCAUGAGAAGAAGCUGGUCUUGAAAGUAUCCGAUUGGCUUAGAGUCUAUGACGACGGCUCUGUCGACCGGACAUGGAGAGGACCUCCUCAGAUCAGUUACUUAUUGGAGCCUGUUCCACCUCACCAGGAAUUCAUUAACGGAGUUGCCACCAAAGACGUGGUUAUUGACAACACGUCCGGCCAUCGUGUCCGAAUAUAUCUACCGGAGAGAAAGCCAGAUGAUAACAACGAGACUAAGCUACCCAUAAUCCUUCAUUUCCAUGGAGGGGGCUUUUGCUUUUGCGAAGCGGAUUGGUACAUGUACUACCAUAUCUACACCAAAAUUGCACGUGCGGCCAACGCCAUUGUUGUCUCCCCCUAUCUAAGACAAGCACCCGAGCACCGCCUCCCAGCUCAGAUGGACGACGGCUUUUCUGCUCUCCUCUGGCUCCGAUCUCUGGCUCAAGCUGAUUCUCAUGAACCGUGGCUAAAUGACCAUACCGAUUUGAACCGCAUUUUCCUCAUAGGGGAUAGUUCAGGAGGAAACAUAGUCCAUGAAGUGGCUGCUCGAGCAGGGAAUGUGGAUUUGGGUAAGUUCAAGUUAUCCGGUGGGAUUCUUAUCCAACCUGGCUUUGUCCGGGAAACGAGGAGCAAGUCGGAGUUGGAACAGCCACAGUCUUCGUUUUUUAGUGUAGAUAUGGCGGACAAGUUAUUCAGCUUGUCACUUCCGGUGGGAUCAACCAAGGACCAUCCGAUUACGUGUCCGAUGGGUUCAUUGGCCCCGCCUUUGGAUGGUCUGAAGCUGCCUCCGAUGCUUGUUUUCGUUGGGGAGAUCGACGUCUUUAAGGACACUCAGGUGGAAUACUAUGAGGCCAUGAAGAAGGCUAACCAGGAUGUGCAGCUUUUGAGUUUCCCCGGAAUGGGUCAUGCUUUUUAUCUUUCGGCGGAAAUGAAGCCAGGCACGUCUGUCCAAACUGCGAGUCUAGUUUCUGAGAUCACAGAAUUUGUGAAGAAGCAUUGAAAUGGUAAUAAUUAUGAUGUUUGUUAUUGAUCUUUCUGUUCUACUCUGUUUUAAUUAGCAGCAGAGCAAGCAAGCCUAAUUAAGCUAGUAGCAGUAAGAGGCUUCUUGCCCUAUAUAUGUAUUUGGAACCCAUUACUCUUUAUGUGGUGUUCAAGUGUAACUUUUGCUUGUGGAAUAUAUGGUCUUUGUGUUCAGACCAGAGGGAAAAAAAGAUGGAAUGAAAUGCUCCGGUCCCGAAAUUGGACCAAAGUAUUAUUA